Messenger RNA from Columba livia (rock pigeon), 6725 nucleotides. RefSeq names its product maestro heat-like repeat-containing protein family member 9. Bases 811 to 1764 code for a protein of 317 amino acids. NCBI's taxonomy places the organism in Eukaryota, Metazoa, Chordata, Aves, Columbiformes, Columbidae. The transcript has 12 exons. Gene Ontology annotation, cellular component: cytoplasm. The record is from RefSeq and is a predicted model, not a curated record.
GAGCUGCAGUGGCAAAUGGCUCCUCCAGAUCCAGGCUGCAGGAACUGCAGAGCCAACUCCACCAGGCGUGGAGGAGGCGGCGGCCUUCUCUCUGGGGCAAUGGCUGGCUGUGCUGCUGGGGCUCCGCGCAGGACUGAUCCCAGCACGGCCAUGUGCUCUUCCUUCAUUAAACAGUUUAUUAGAGUGUCUGAACCUGCAGAUCUCGAGUUACUGCUCUUCUGCAGUUCUGUCUCCAACCGGUGGGUCUUGCUUUGGCCCCCAGGGCAUUGAGGUAGAGGACAGAAAGGGUACUUGUGCUCAGCAACCAUUGCCCAGGCAAGCAGUGUAGUAGACAAAGAGACCAGAAACCACUCUUCACUUGGUUCUUCUGCUGAAGCCUUUAAUGCUUCCAACAAGAGCAGAGCCCAGAGCUGUGGGCUGAAAUACUUGUCCUUGGAGAUGUCCACAAACGUUCUCCCCACCGUGACCUGCCAUUUGUGCCUCUUUAGCCGGAUCCUGUGGAGCUCCUUUGGUGCUGUGUCACUAUGGGGUGGGUUUGCUGGGCUGGGGGAGCCCCUGUGGCACGUGUCACUCCUGUGGCACCGUGUCACAGGGCCCUUUGUGACCCGCCGUGAUAAGGGUGCUGGUGGCACAGCAACCACCUCACUGUGCCCGGAGGACACGACGGGACAGGACGGGAGCGAGAGGAGCUGCCAGGAGCCCCUGUGCAGACGCCUUGUGCCCUGUUGAUCCGUGUCUGCUGUCUACAGCGCUUUUCCUACACGUCUCCCAUCCCUGCAGCAGGAGCCCUUGAGGCCAGACAGCAGCGGGAUGACGUGGAGACCCCCAUUCACACCCAGGGUGGUCUGGCUGAAUGACGAUAGUGAGGAUGAGGACGAGGAGGAGAAGGAGGUUGAGGCUGCCCCAGCAUCGCAGCAUGAGGAGGUGCAGGAGCACCAGCUGCUGCAGGCAGAUCCCAGCUGGGAGCUGCCAGAAGAGGAGCAGAAGCAGGAAGACACCCAUGUCCUGCACAACCCCAGAGCAAAGCUGUUUUGGGAAACUGUCCACCCCAAAGACUGUGAAGGCUCCACUGUCGAGCUCGCUGAGGCCAUGACAGAAGGACAAUCCUACGACGCGGAGGCUGGUGCUGCUCUGCUGGAUAUGCUUGUGGAAAGCGAGGUCUCCACUUUGAAGCAGGUGCCCAGGAUUGUGCGGUGCAUCCACCAGUGGUUCAUGACCAACACGGACGAGUCAGUUGAGCACAGCCUGGACAACACCGUUGUGGAGCUCACCGACGCGCACCCCCAUGAUGUGGUGGUGGCCCUGCUGCGCUGUGCCCCAUCGUGCGACCGAGCCGCUGCAGCCAUGUGGAGGAUGAUGGUCACCACCAGCAUGACCACAAAGAAGGUGUUCCGGGAGCUGCUCUGCGUGCUGGAGGACUGGCCGCUGCACAGCACGUCCACCUGUGACGGGGACCAACAGGACGUCCUUGCCCUGGCUGCAACCAGGGCUCUGUGGGAGAUACUUCAAAUGCCCAGGUUCCCAAGAGGGCUGAAGGUGUAUUUCCCUCGCCUCCUCCUGGCUCUGCUCUUCCAAGUUGUGUACAGCACAGAGCAGAUGCCAGACGAGGUGGAUACUUUCUGGAGGGAGUGCCAGGAGGAAGGCGGCCUUCCCACCAGCCCCAGCAGGUGCUCCAUCCCAGUCCUCCCAGCCCUGCCAUGGCCCUGGGCCUGGAGCCAGGGCUGCCAGCGUGACCUGGGCUUUGCUCUGCACACAGGUUUAUAGUGCUGACUGUGAAAGCACUGCUCUGCCGUCUGGGCUACAGGCUUGUAGCCUUUGAAGUGGAACGUAAGCGUGGCUGGGACACGCUCCUCCACGCUGAGACCCACCACUGCGCAAUGGGGCUGCUGGCCAGGUGAGAGCCCCCUUCUCCCUGCUCCCCGUGCCAUUGGUGCCCGGAGGACGGGGCACCCCACACAAUCCCCUUGGUGCUGGGUGAGAGGGACUGGUCUGCGGUGAUGGCCCAGCAGACUGGCAAAGGCUGGGAGAGCUGGGUGCAGAGGAGCAGCCACCCCCCAAAGCGCCGGCGUCCCCUCCCGAGGGCCUGGGCUGACGGCACAGAGCCGGGGUCUGUCUGCAGGCAGCACCAGCCAGGGCAGCCGCCGCGGCGGCAGGAUGUGCUGAGGGCUGGGGACGGAGCCUGGGGGACGAGUCCCCCUGGGCAGGAAAGGGGUCUCUGAGAAAGGGAAGGCUUUGGGGUGGGAAGGGUGUUUUUUACAGUUUCCUCCCCAAAAGGAGCGUGCUGGUGCUGGGCACUGCCUUUCUCCUGGUGAGGGGUACGGAAAAGACCCGGGCCUGUGGGAGCAAAUGCUGCUGGUGGCUGGAGUGGAGCACAAAGGGGUCUUUGGCCCUUGACGGGGACAGGGAGUCCCAGGAGAGGUUUGCCUGCCAUGCUCAUGGCCGAUGGUGCCUUUUUCCCCUUGCCAGAGAGAUCCGUGUUGUCUCAAGACACCUCAAUGCCUCUGUGGUGUCCUACCUGGUCGAGCUGCUCAGCAAGAAAGAGCCCCGCUGUGAGCUCCCUGCCAUGGCGUUCCUUGUGGAGAUCCUGGCCUCCCCUGGCCCAAAUGUAAGAGCUGAGAGCUUCCUGCAGCUUGUCCCAAGAUACCUGCAGAGCAACUGCAGCAUGACGCGUUCCCUGCUGCUCAAAGGCCUCACCGUGAUCUGCGACACACCGUGGAUGGUCCCAAAAAUGCGGUUCCUGGUGCAAAGACUCACGGAUCUACUGCAAGACGCAGAUAUGGAUAUGGUCAGGAUGACCCUGUCUGUGCUCAGGAAGGUGGUCCGUGACCCGAGCGUCCCAAUUUCCACCCCCAUCGCUCUGCAGCUGGCUGAGAGGCUCCAGCCACUCUUUGACAACGAGUCCUGGUAUGUGCGACAGCUCUCCGUCAGCAUCUUUAAAAAGGUGAUAGAGCGUGUAGCAAAUGAUGGAAAAAAGCUGCUGAAGACGCUUGUGCACCAGAGCCUGCUCCCCCUGAUCUUCCACGUAUUUGAUGAGAACAAGGCCGUGGCAGCGGUGAGGAUUUCUGACCUGCUGGUGUCCCCAUGGGAGGUGGCUCAGCCGCCUCCUGCCCUGACACCUCACAGACUGCAGAGCUCCAGCCACCUCCUGGCCUGGGCUCCAGAGCAGCAGCUCUGGGGGACGUCUGUCCUGCUGCCCCGGCAGCACCCGGUGCCCGAGAUGGGGGUUGCCCUGCUCCUCUGCCCAAGCACCAACCUGCCGGCAGACGAGUUCCCCACCUGCUGCAUCUCCUUGCCACGGGCCAGCACAGGCCCUGAGCCUUGCCCAGGCGCAGGGGACGCAGGUCCCGUGCCCUGGGCAGUGGUGCAAUUUCUCAAUCUCUGCUGCUCUGCAGACCUGUAGGGAUACCCUGCUGCAAGCUACCGCUUUCCUGAAGAAGGAGAAGCUCAGGCAGGUGGUGUUAAGGGAUCAGCAGACAGAGGCGAUCGGCGAGUGCCUGCUGGUAGAGUGCCGCAGCAGAGCAGCAGAGUACCUGCGUCAGACCCUGACGUACAUGCAGAGCCCACAGGACUCCAUACGAGAGGCAGCCGUCGCGUUCCUUGGGGUCCUUGGGCAGCACAUGAGGGCUCAGCCGGAGAAGUUCCAGCUCGUCUACGACGCCAUUCAACACGCGACAAAGGACAGCAGCCCCUACGUCCAACGCCAGGCACUUCACACUCUGCCCCUGCUCAGAGCUGCAGCGGCAAGUGGCUCCUCCAGAUCCAGGCUGCAGGAACUGCAGAGCCAACUCCGCCAGGCGUGGAGGAGGCGGCGGCCUUCUCUCUGGGGCAAUGGCUGGCUGUGCUGCUGGGGCUCCGCGCAGGACUGAUCCCAGCACCGCCAUGUGCUCUUCCCUGAAUAAACAGUUUAUGGAGUGUCUGAACCUGCAGAUCUCGAGUUACUGCUCUUCUGCCCUUCUGUCUCCAACCAGUGGGUCUUGCUUUGGCAUGGGAGAAGAAGAGAAAAAGGGUUCUUGUGCUCAGCAACAACAGUUGCCCAGGCAUGCAGCGUGGUAGGAAAAGUGACCAGAAAGCCCUUUGCCCCUUGCUUCAUCUGCUGAAGCCUCUAAUGCUUCCGACAAAGCCCUUGCGCAGAGCCCGGAGUUGUGGGGAUCCCUGAAAAACUCGUCCUGGGAGAUGUCCACAAAUACUCUUCCAGCCGUGACCUGCCAUUUGCUUCUUGCUGACGGGAUAGUUGAGGGGUCCGAGUUGCCUCUUGAACCGGCUCCGGUUUCCUGUUUCCAGGCAAAAUGCUGCCAUUUGUGUCAAAAUCAGUGUUUAAAAUCUAUUUUGUUUUUCAAAGGGAGCUGUUACGGCAUUCUCUCCAGAAUUUGAAAUUUAGUUUUGAUGUCCUCUACCUCCUGUGCUCUACACAUUAUGUUUUGUCAAUCUACAGGUUUUUAUCCUUGUUUCUGCACAAGUGUUUCUCCCAGCUCUAGGAAAUGUCCCGGUGCUCUUCCUGUGUUUUCCUUGUACUGUUUCCUAGAGUCUUUUUUUGAAGAGAUGUGUUUGAAACCCUGAGUAAUGCAUCUUUGUGCCUUAGUAGCAAGCACUGAGCCCAAGUGAUUUAAAGCAAAGAUGGCCGGAGCUCUCUGCCUCUCUGGGGCUGGGAUGUCAGGGGGGUUGGUUGCUGCAGGAAGGCUGUUUACCCUGCAUUCUUCCUAAAUUGCAGUGGAGGCACAAGGCGUGGUGUACCCACGGUGUACCCAUGCCCAGGGGUUCAUCAGUCUCAGCCUGAGAAAUCUGAGCACUGCUCUAGGAGAGCAGCACACGAGUUUGACACUUUAGCACAGGAUUUUGAUACGGUAGCACGGGAGUUUGCUACCGGUUGUUUGCUUUUUCCCCAUGACCGUUUGCCCUGAGGCAAAGCUCUUUCAGGCCCCAAAGCCCCAUCUCCCUGGCACUCUAGUCAGUCCCCAGGGUUAUGCGCCAGUCUUAUGGCUUUGCCCGAAAAUCUCACCAAAAGCAUCACCUUUACUAGAUGGGAUUAAUUGCUUCAGUUGCACCUACUCCUCUGGAGCCAUCUGUUUGCAAGUAGCUACAUUCUCCCUGAUGUUGCUCUGGUAGAGCCCUGAGUCUUUGGACAAGCUCGUGGAUAAAACAUGGGGUUCCAUGAAGCACAGGAGCUAUUCCUCAAAGGCUUCCCAUGGGGAACUGAGGUGCAUCGGGGUUUGCUGGAUCUUUAAGAUCACAGCCAGAAGGGGCAGCUCUAAGCAGUGCCAGUGUGAGCGCUGUAGCCUGGUGCUGGUGGUGGGGACAGCGGACGUGGGAAUUGGGAGAAAUUAAACUAGAUGGAUAAACGUGUGUUGGCCAGCACAAGGCACUGCAGGUUGCCCAGUUUUUAUCCUUUGUUUCUGCACAAGUGUUUCUCCCAGCUCUAGGAAAUGUCCCAAUGCUCUUCCUGUGCUUUUAGACCCACAUUGGGUCAGAGGUCCGGUUUGGAGUCGUGUUGGCGCAUUGCGGAGCAGUGGAGUGGAGCGGAGCGUGGGUCCUCCAGCCAGCUUCACGGCCAGAGCCGUUGAAGCUGGAACUGGAGCUACUGUACCUGAGCCACAGCAUCUCCAGGGGGUUAGCCCAUACCUGGGGUGUUGGAGACUUGGAUGUAAACCCAGUUCUGGCCAAUCAUGAACACCGAGGAGAUGUGCUGCUUCGUUAUUGCCCAAGUAGGAACCCGUUUUCACCUUCAAAAGUGAUCAAGCCUGAAAAUCAGCAGUUGAAGCCUGUGGGUUGCUGUCUUGGAGGUAAUGCAUUGAGGUGCAAACAAUGCAUUUUUGGCAGUAUUAUGGAUAGUAGCGAGCUUUGCUGUGGGAAGAUGAGCAAUACUGUGGCCUAGUGGUCUCCUCGGAAAAGACCUGGAUGCUUCCAGAGGUUGCUGCCUCUUCCAGAUGCCGGAGGAACAAACCUUGCAAGCUGCACCAGCCGGGCUUUGAUAACUCAGCUUCACAGGUGACUGGAGCCCUCCUGUCUGCUUGUCACUAAACCCAGGAGUGCUCCUGUGGCCUCUGCCAGCCCGACAAGGCUUCUGUGGUCGUCCUCUAACUGAGGCUUAGGCUGCCCUGUUGUGAAGCUACAAGGAAUUUAAUUACAUGUGGUCAGAUUUUGCAGGUGCUUGGACCUUUGAGAUCAAUCUUGGCUUGUUCGUGUUGCAAAAAUUCUCUGUGGCUGUAGCUGAAUACAUGCAUAUGUGUUUGCAGGAUCGAGGGAAAGCUGCUCACACUAUAUACCUUUUCUUGAGAUCAUUUCUGCUAUUAGGUGAAAUGAAGACACGUUUCUAAGGGGCUCAGUCUGUUGAUAAAUGAAGUCCAUUGAUAAUUUCCAGCGAAUAAUUUUUACCCAUCUUUCUGAAGUGCUCAUUCAAAAGUUGGUGUCUCUCUGGAUUUUUUUGGAUUACUUGGAAAGUAUUAGCUCAAACUAUUUUUUUUAUAAGGUCACAAAUAUGAGCAAUAUAUUUAAGUAUUAUUAUAGACAUAGUUUUUUAAGCUGUUCAAAUGAACAAUUAAAAUUAAAGUGUAAAGGAAAUAUGUUCCAUGCCAAAACCUUUUGACGAAGGAAUGGUGUCAGGUUAUUUAUGAGGAAUGAGUGCUCUUGUUUAUAAUUCCAGAAUUUUAAAAAGUAAGAAGUUUUCCAGGGUUGUAUGCAAUCCAUAUCUGUCUUCUGGGAGUCAAUAAAACACUGCUUGGCUUCCUUCA